Molecule: messenger RNA, 2258 nt
Organism: Caenorhabditis angaria
Lineage: Eukaryota; Metazoa; Nematoda; Chromadorea; Rhabditida; Rhabditidae
Source: the annotation of a GenBank genome assembly
AUGAAGCUGCUGAUAUUGCUAUGCGUUGGAUUUGGAGUGGGAUUGGCUGCCGAGAUGAAAAUCGUGGACAAGAGUUUCGCAGAUUUCUGCAGUUAUGCUGGCGGACAACUAGUCUAUCAUAAUCCGAUUAAUGGGGUGAGUAGACCUUGCCACGUCAUAGCUCAGCAUCCGAUUAUCCACCGAAAUAAACACGCAACGCAGACCGCGCCGCGCCACAACACACAAAUAGGGAACGAUUUAAAUUCCCUCCUUAUUUGUGUGUUGUGGCGCGACGCGGUCUGCGGUGCGUGUUUAUUUCAGUGGAGCGCGUGGUAUCGAUAAUAUGUUCUAUUUUCCAGAUUCUAACCCAAGGUGAAGAAUGUAAAGAAGCGAAUUUCGCCGGGAUCUACGCCAGCAGUGACGCAGAAGCUGAACUCUCAUGCAAAUCACUCGGACCAUUUCAUCUCACCAAAUCCGGCCGCAACACUCAAGGCUUUAUUCAAUGCGACUUUGAAAAUCUAUUCAUCUGUCGACCCGCUUACACUCAAAUCCGCGGAAAAUGCUACAAAAUGUUCCACCACGCCAAAACAUAUCAGGAAGGCGAGAAAAUGUGUAGAGAUUCGGCGGGAAAUUCGCGGGAACACUCGCUUUAUUUUCAUACCGAUGACAAACUUGGAGAUUGGAUUCAACAUUUCUUCGAAGAUUUGACAACAGUCUGGGCAAGAGUUGCACCAGAAGGUCAAAGAUUCAUAGAAGCUGCCCUCGACACUGGUCCCAAUUAUGCUGUUUCAUAUUUGACUUCGGAGUUUUUCAAUGUUCGAUAUGGCAGUUUGAUAAAGAUCGGCGAUGAUGAUUUAGCCAUGGUGAUUUGCGAAUAUGUUCCUGAAGAUACCUAUAUGUCAUUGAGUGCAAAAAUCAAAAUUUGGCAGCCAUUUAUUCAUCCAGCGGUUAUAAGUGGGCAAUUUGUCGCUUGGCGCACUUUCAAUCAUCCAAUGCCUGAUUUUAUGAUGUGAGUUUUUCUGAAAUUUAGCCAAAAGAGCUUGAAAAAACGAAAAAAAACUAGGCUCCGUAAAUAAAAAAAUGAAAAAAAUUGACUCUUCGCUUCAAGAACGCACCGAAAUACGGUAGCACACAAAUCAGCUGUGCAUUUUUUUUAUUUUUCAGUUUUUUAGGGUUUUUUCCGGUUGUUUUGAGGAAAUUCGUUUUUUCAGACAUGGCAGCAUAUUCAAAGAUCAUCAAAAUCAAUGCAAAGCAUCGUUAAGUGCGUUAGCAGAUCCCAGCAAUGCCAAACUUUUCGAUCCAACCAAAAUACAAAUGAAAGUUCUUGCUGGGCGAAUGAAGGAAAAUAUGCUGUUUUUGGCGCCGUUUCGUGUAUGUGUAAAUCGUUAUUGGUGGUGUUCAGCUUCGAGUGCGUGGAAAGAACCAAACACAAACAUGACUAACUGUGGUACCAAGAAGACUCAAUGGUUUUAUGGUGGAGAUUAUGAUAUAUCAAAAUGUCGCCUGUGUGAGACAAAUGCCAGCCCUAAAGAAUUCGCAUUAGCCGUAUAUUUGUUGGUUCGUGGUGAAUCAGAUGACGACACAAAUUACAUGUUCCAACAAACUCGCCGCAAAGCCGCUCCAUUCUUGUGCGAUUUCAUGUUUCGUGGUGUACCAACUAUGGGAAGCUGUCCACAAGGAUUUUGGACAUUUGAACGAACUGAUGGUACACGUGCUUGUCAUAUUCGAAUCGAACAAUCGGUAAAUCGUGAGCAGGCGAGAGAAAUUUGCGCAAAACGUGGUGCAUAUUUGGGAGGCUGGAAUGAUCACGACGAGAUGAUGAAAAUUAAGAGUGAGUUUUGAUUUGCUAACUGGAUUUUGAUGAAAAUACAAAAAAUGUUUUUUAGAUAGUGGAACCGGUUGGCUUGGACUCAAAAAACGUCAAGAAUGUCGGCAUGCUAAUGGUGCAGAAGGUACUAAUUGUCACAUUUCGCGCAUUUUCUAUGACGAUGAUAAAAUGACAACGGAAAAUGGCAUGACAUUUUUGAAACAAGACGGACUUCUUUGGAAUCAACCAGAGGGUUCUGCUGAAUAUUGCACCACGAUUCAUAAUGAUAACGUUCAUGCAGGAAACUGGAUUCAUGACUGGGGGUUUGUUCAAUAGCUUUGUUUUCCUAGCAAAUCAUUGAGAUGUUUCUAUUUACAGAUGUCAAUACAGUUUCCCUGUUCAUUGCACAAAACUCGCCGAAUGGACUUAUCCACCAUUGAAAUAUACGUAUGAUGCAAACUUGAAACCCUAA